GGGAGGGACAUGGUAUUGUCAUUCAGCCAGAGAAGGAGGAGGAGUUGAUGGCUGGGAGGGUGGGAGAUAAAGGAGGAAAAGGAGUGGCUUUCUGCAGAUUUGUAGUCAUCCGUCUCCACCAGAAGUCUACUCUCAGAGGCAGCUCAUGGGAGGGAAAAUAACCCAGGGGUUUUGAGAUACAGAGUAGGAGAAGGAUAGAGAAGAAAAGAAAGAACUUCAAGCCACAAUUCAUUCCAGGCUGUAUGAAGAUUUAAUACAAUCAUGGCAUCAGCAGCUUCAUCAAAAAGGAUGGUGUCCUCCGUCUUCAUCACUCUGGCAUCUCCCCAGCGAGCCACUGGGACCCAGCAGCAGCCCUCCAUCCAAAUUUAUAGUGCUCCAGCCCGAGACGAGCUACACAAACCUCCAAGAGUCAGCUCAAGAGAAGAAGUACCCGUCCUCAGACAUAAACGAAAGGACGAUUCACCUUAUGACUCCCACAAUUCUGUAAACAGCAAGGGCUGGAGUCAUGGACAGGCUCCAUAUCAAGCCUUAGACCACCAUAGUCCCAAACCUGCACAAAGUGGACCUGUCAAAACCCGAGUGGAAAAAGAAGAAAACACAAGACAGAGGAACUCUUCAGAGUUUUUUCCCCUGCCUCCUCCUCUUACUCCUCUUACUCCUCCAGUUGAUGCCUUGCCUUCAUUUCAAGAUGAAAUGCUCCCUGAAGAAUUAGCUCAUCUGCCCCCUCCACCAGACCAGUUAGCGUUCCUCCAGCCUUUAACCCCACACCAGCAGCCAGUUUUCAACAAACAGGUGAAAACAAGUAUCCCAUCUAACUUGUUGAACCAAGCGGUACAAACCCAAGGAAUAACAAAAAACAGCCAGGAUAUAAGCGGAGAGAGCCAAGACUUGUGCGGCUUUUGUCGGAAAACCAUUGCUCUCUCUGAACCAGCAAUAGAGGCUCUAAACAGGACUUACCAUGAGGGUUGUUUCCAGUGCAGAUCUUGCAACAUCUGCCUGGCUGGUAAAUGCUUCUACAACAAGGCAGGAAUCCCUUUCUGUGAAGAAUGCUACCAGGCCAGUUUGGAACUUUGCUGGGCCUGUGGAGAAGUUAUCACAGAUCACUUAAUCCGAGCCCUGGAGCGACCGUACCAUCCUUCAUGUUUCACAUGUGCAACAUGUAAAUUACAAAUUGGAGAGCAAUCUUUUGCUCAGGGAGAAGUCGGAGAAAUUUAUUGCCUUCCAGACUACUAUAGGAAAUAUGCACCAAAAUGUAAUGCCUGCAACCAGCUUAUCAUUCCAAAAGAAGAUGGCACUGACAGCUACACUGUUGAAUGUCUGGGGAACUCUUACCAUGAGAUCUGCUUCAGGUGUGAGGUUUGUUUCUUCGAGUUCUCCGACGAAUACAGCUGCUAUCCAUUAGAUGGAAAACUCCUUUGCAAAUCUUGCCAUGAGGACCUUGUUUCUGGGCAGCCCUAAUCUCCACUUUACAGCUUUGUACAAACUACAACCAAGAGAAAGCUGCCACAAGUCUGUGACAGAUUAAUCCAAUGAAACUUUGCUUGAGUAUCUAGGAUAAGUAUACAAAUUUCACACGCUUAUUCUACUAGAAAAAUGUAUACUUUUACAAUAUAGCUUGCUAUCAUGAAACAAUCCUUUUUUCCUUUAAUACUUGAUUAAUUUUGCACUUAAGAAAAAUGCACCAAAAUAUUUAUGCAACUGACUUUACAAAAAUCUAUGCUAGAAUCAGUAGAAUUUGAACAUCAUACAAUUAAUUUUAGAUUAGAUAAACAUUUAUAGAAAUGUAAAGUAAUAUAUUAUAUCCAACAAACUUUAUCAUUGGCUCCUUAAAAAUAAUCAUAACAUGGAAUGUGCUACACGUACAGCACACCAUUAAGCAGUGUAUUUGAUUCACAACAUUGCAACAGAUAAGACGGAUAAUACAGGAACAAAUGAAGCAGUGACAGAAUAACAAUUUUAAAAUGCAUUCAGAUAUACUGAAAUAGAAAUACUUCUCUUGGAAUGUCCUGGUGAAUUGUUCCCAUUUUCUUUUCAGUGAAUAAAAUCUUUUUUGAGAACAUG
This is a messenger RNA of Menidia menidia (Atlantic silverside), 2061 nucleotides long. The record is from the annotation of a GenBank genome assembly. Lineage: Eukaryota; Metazoa; Chordata; Actinopteri; Atheriniformes; Atherinopsidae.